AUGUCAGGCUACAAUCAAGGCGGCCAUUACGAUGAUGGCUACGGCCAACAUGGUGGCCAUGGGGAUUCCUAUUACCAGGAUGAACAUCAUGGCCAGGCUUACUACGAUCCCAACGACUAUGGCGAUGGCUACUAUGAUAGAGGAGGAUACUAUGCCGAUGGUGGACAUGGUUACCAGCAGGACGGCGGGUACUAUGACGCUGGCCACCAGGACGAUUACUAUGGCGAGCCCUACUAUGACCAAGCGAACGGCCAGCAAAGAGGACGACGUCGCGGCGAUUCGGAGGAAGACUCGGAGACGUUCAGUGAUUUUACUAUGAGAUCCGAAACGGCACGUGCGGCGGACAUGGACUACUACGGUCGCGGGGACGAACGCUACAACAGCUAUGCCGACAGCCAGUAUGGUGGACGUGGUGGAUAUGGCUACCGUCCGCCCUCCUCCCAGAUCUCCUACGGAGGCAACCGGUCGUCCGGAGCGUCGACUCCCGUCUACGGCAUGGACUACGGAAAUGCUCUGCCUGCUGGUCAGCGAUCCCGGGAGCCGUAUCCGGCGUGGUCCUCUGAUGCCCAAGUUCCUGUUUCCAAGGAGGAAAUCGAGGACAUUUUCCUCGACCUGGUCAACAAAUUCGGUUUCCAAAGGGAUAGUAUGCGUAACAUGUACGACCACCUCUUAACACAGCUAGACUCGCGUGCCUCCCGUAUGACGCCAAACCAGGCACUCCUUUCUCUGCACGCUGACUACAUCGGUGGUGAUAAUGCGAACUAUCGUCGUUGGUACUUCGCGGCUCACCUUGAUCUCGAUGAUGCCGUGGGCUUUGCCAACAUGAAGUUGGGCAAGGCGGAUCGAAAGACCAGAAAGGCCCGCAAAGCGGCCCAGAAAAAGGCGAAAGAGAACCCGGAGAAUGUGGAUGAGACUCUUGAAGCACUCGAGGGCGAUAACAGUCUCGAAGCCGCCGAGUACCGGUGGAAGACCCGCAUGAACCGCAUGUCGCAGCACGACCGAGUCCGUCAAGUGGCCUUGUACUUGUUGUGCUGGGGCGAGGCUAAUCAGGUCCGGUUCUUGCCCGAGUGUCUCUGUUUUAUCUUCAAGUGCGCGGAUGACUACUAUAGUUCGCCAGAAUGCCAGAACCGGGUUGAGCCCGUCGAGGAGUUUACUUACCUGAACGAAAUCAUCACUCCUCUUUACCAGUACUGCCGUGAGCAGGGCUAUGAAAUCUCCGACGGAAAAUACGUGCGCAGAGAGAAGGAUCACAACCAGAUCAUUGGUUACGAUGACAUGAACCAACUUUUCUGGUACCCCGAGGGUAUCGAGCGAAUUGUAUUCGAAGACAAGACCCGCCUUGUUGACAUUCCAACCGCUGAAAGAUGGCUCAAGCUGAAGGAAGUCGAUUGGAAGAAGGUGUUCUUCAAGACAUACAGGGAAACCAGAUCUUGGUUCCAUAUGAUCACGAACUUCAACCGUAUUUGGGUCAUUCACUUGUGUUCUUUCUGGUUCUUCACCGCGUACAACGCCCCGACUCUAUACACGAAAAACUACCAACAGCAGUUGAAUAAUAAGCCUCCCGGCUCCUACUACUGGUCUGCUGUUGGUUUCGGUGGUGCCCUGGCCUCUUUCAUUCAGGUUUUGGCUACUAUUUGUGAAUGGAUGUACGUCCCGCGACGGUGGGCCGGUGCUCAGCACCUCACCAAGCGACUGAUGUUCCUCCUGCUGAUGUUCAUCAUCAACCUGGCCCCUGGUGUGGUUGUUUUCGGCUUCAAGAAGCAGAUCGGUGAAACAAUUGCCCUGGUCAUUGGUAUCGUUCACUUCAUCAUUGCACUGGUGACCUUCUUCUUCUUUUCCGUCAUGCCGCUUGGUGGUUUGUUCGGUAGCUACUUGAAGAAAAAUGGUCGUCAAUACGUUGCCAGUCAGACAUUCACUGCCAGCUGGGCACGUCUCCAGGGCAAUGACAUGUGGAUGUCCUACGGUCUUUGGGUUUGUGUUUUUGGAGCAAAAUUGGCUGAGUCUUACUUCUUCUUGACUCUCUCCUUCAAGGAUCCCAUCCGUAUUCUUUCUCCAAUGCAGAUCCAGCGGUGCUCUGGUGUCCAAUACCUCGGAACUGUGCUGUGUUAUCGUCAGCCGCAGAUCUUGCUCGGCCUGAUGUUCUUCAUGGAUUUGACCCUCUUCUUCCUGGAUAGUUACCUCUGGUAUAUUAUUUGCAACACCGUUUUCUCUGUUGCAAGGUCUUUCUACCUUGGUGUUUCUAUCUGGUCCCCAUGGAGAAACAUCUUCUCUCGCCUCCCGAAGCGUAUCUACUCCAAGGUUCUUGCCACCACGGACAUGGAGAUCAAGUACAAGCCAAAGGUUCUCAUUUCACAAGUCUGGAACGCAAUCAUCAUUUCCAUGUAUCGCGAACAUCUGCUGGCUAUUGACCAUGUCCAGAAGCUCUUGUACCACCAAGUUCCUUCUGAACAAGAGGGUAAGCGGACUCUGCGUGCCCCAACUUUCUUCGUAUCCCAGGAAGAUCAAUCUUUCAAGACCGAAUUCUUCCCCCCGGGAAGCGAAGCUGAGCGCCGUAUUUCCUUCUUCGCACAGUCCCUGUCUACUCCUAUGCCCGAGCCCUUGCCUGUCGACAACAUGCCCACUUUCACUGUCCUGAUUCCCCACUACAGCGAGAAGAUUCUCUUGUCGCUCCGUGAGAUUAUCCGUGAAGACGAACCUUACUCCCGUGUCACACUGCUCGAGUACCUCAAGCAGCUGCACCCUCACGAGUGGGAUUAUGAAACCUCUCAAUUCAACGGUGAAAUGGAGAAGACUGAGAAGGAUGUCGCUAAGAGUAAGAUCGACGAUCUUCCGUUCUAUUGCAUUGGUUUCAAAUCCGCUGCUCCAGAAUAUACUCUUCGUACCCGUAUUUGGUCUUCCUUGCGUUCGCAGACACUCUACAGAACCAUUUCCGGCUUUAUGAACUACAGCCGCGCCAUCAAGCUGCUUUAUCGUGUUGAGAACCCGGAAGUCCUGGAACGGGAACUGGAAAGGAUGGCUCGUCGCAAGUUCAAGAUCUGUGUUUCGAUGCAGCGUUAUGCCAAGUUCAACAAAGAAGAACGCGAGAACACUGAAUUCCUUCUCCGUGCCUAUCCCGACUUGCAAAUUGCCUACCUUGAUGAGGAAGCGCCAGAGAAUGAAGGUGAUGAGCCCCGCCUGUACUCGUCUUUGAUUGACGGACACUGCGAGCUACUCGAGAACGGAAUGCGGAAGCCCAAGUUCAGGAUUCAAUUGUCUGGAAACCCCAUUCUGGGAGACGGCAAGUCCGACAACCAGAACCACGCCAUCAUCUUCUACCGUGGUGAAUACAUUCAGGUCAUUGACGCCAACCAGGACAACUACCUUGAAGAGUGUUUGAAGAUUCGUAGUGUUCUUGCCGAGUUUGAGGAGUUGACAACUGACAACGUCUCUCCGUACACGCCCGGUAUCCCGUCAUCGGACGUCAACCCUAACGAACAAACAUUCGGUACCCUCUUCGCCCGUACACUUGCCGAGAUUGGUGGUAAGCUGCAUUAUGGUCACCCUGAUUUCCUCAACGCUCAGAAGGGUCUUCACCUGAACGAAGAUAUCUAUGCCGGUAUGAAUGCUAUGGUCCGUGGUGGUCGUAUCAAGCACUGUGAAUACUUCCAGUGUGGUAAGGGUCGUGAUCUUGGUUUUGGCUCUAUUCUUAACUUCACUACUAAGAUUGAGUAUUAUUAUCUUGGCACACAGCUGCCCCUCGAUCGGUUUUUGUCCUUCUAUUACGCGCAUCCUGGUUUCCAUCUUAACAACAUGUUCAUCAUGCUUUCUGUGCAGAUGUUCAUGAUCGUUCUGAUCAAUCUGGGAGCCCUGAAGCAUGAGACCAUCACUUGCAGGUACAACAAGAAUUUGCCAAUUACCGACCCCUUGCGCCCAACCUUCUGUGCCAACCUUGUGCCUGUCAUUGACUGGGUUAACCGCUGUGUCAUUUCCAUCUUCAUCCUUACAGAGAGAGGUGUUUGGCGCAUGGCCACUCGUCUCGCAAAACAUUUCGGCUCUUUCUCGUUCAUGUUCGAAGUGUUUGUCUGCCAGAUUUACGCCAAUGCUGUUCAUCAAAACCUGUCGUUUGGUGGUGCUCGUUAUAUCGGUACUGGCCGUGGUUUCGCGACCGCUCGUAUUCCGUUUGGUGUGCUCUACUCACGUUUCGCUGGUCCUUCCAUCUACGCCGGUGCGCGACUCUUGCUCAUGCUCCUUUUCUCCACGUCUACCGUAUGGAGUGCGGCUUUGAUCUGGUUCUGGGUUUCGCUGCUUGCUCUUUGCAUAUCGCCCUUCCUUUUCAACCCUCAUCAAUUCGCUUGGCAAGACUUCUUCAUUGACUACCGUGACUACCUUCGCUGGCUCUCUCGCGGUAACUCACGGUCUCACGCGUCUUCUUGGAUCGCUUUCUGCCGACUGUCUCGUACUCGCAUUACGGGUUACAAGCGGAAGCUCCUCGGCGUUCCUUCUGAAAAGGGAUCUGGUGAUGUCCCAAGAGCUCUUUUGGACGACAAGAGCCCGAAGAAUGCUAUUGCCCGAAUUGCGAUUGUGGCUUUUGGUCCCAUCGCCAUCAACGCUGGUGUUGCUGGCAUCAUGUGCUGCAAGAAGUUCGGUGCCGUCAUGUGUGUCUUGGGUAUGAUCUCGGCGGCUGCAAUUCAACGUUUUGUGUACAAGCUUAUCAUCUCGCUUGCCUUGACUCGUGAGUUCAAGCACGACCAAUCUAACAUCGCCUGGUGGACUGGAAAGUGGUACAACAUGGGCUGGCACUCACUGUCCCAGCCUGGUCGUGAAUUCCUGUGCAAGAUCACAGAGCUCGGCUAUUUCGCUGCUGAUUUCUUCCACUCCGUUAUUCUUUUCUGGCUGCGCCCAAGUCGUCAAAUCCGGCCUCCGAUCUACUCUUUGAAGCAGUCGAAGCUUCGUAAGAGAAGAGUGGUUCGCUUCGCGGUCCUCUAUUUUGCGAUGCUGCUCCUCUUCCUCAUCCUUCUUAUCGCACCGUUGGUCGUUCGCAAGUUGAACAUUAGCCUGCCCAGCAUCCCACUGGAUCUCUUACAACCGCUUGACGCGCAACACAACAAUACCAUCACUAGCUAUACCGGCUAUGGACUUCCGAAUGGCGACAGCGGAAUCCCGCCGUCGCUCUUAUACCUCCCUUCCGACCCCCGCUUUUUCGCCCUUUUGCGCUGCGAGCGCCGUGUUACCUUUUCCAUCAUGGAUAUCCAGGAGACCCAACGUCUCCUUUCGGAGUAUCUCCAUGAGCUUGCAGACCUCUUCCAUCGCGUUCCGGGUUCCGCGAUCUUUCUUCGCUACGUCAAAUCCAGCUAUCAAAAUGAUCCCAUUCGUUCUGCGGUUGAGCUCUUUCUAUUCCUAUUCGCGGUUCGCUAUUUGCUUGCUCCCAAGUAUUCGACCAAACCUGGAGUGGUCCAACUCUCAGAGGAUGAGAUCGACGACUUGGUAGACGAGUGGACUCCUGAACCACUUGUAGGAAAACCCACAGUCUUGGAGGAGAUGGAGGUCGAUAAGCGGACAGUAAUUGUUGGUCCAGUCGGCCCCAAGUCGAAACUGGCCAAUGGCAGAACCGUCGUUAACCUUGGCUCCUAUAACUUCUACAAUUUUAACACCAACGAAUCCCUCAAAGAGAAAGCUAUUCAGACUCUCCGCAAUUACGGCGUUGGUCCUUGUGGCCCCCGAGGAUUUUACGGCACUCAAGAUGUUCAUAUGAAGACGGAGGCGGACGUUGCCUCGUUCCUGGGUACUGCAUCAUGUAUCAUCUACUCCCAGGCCUUUUCCACCAUCUCAAGUGUUAUCCCCGCGUUCUCGAAACGUGGAGACAUCAUUGUUGCAGAUAAGGGCGUUAAUUUUGCUAUCCGGAAGGGCAUUCAGAUCUCCCGUAGCAUGGUUCGAUGGUAUGAACAUAACGACAUGGAGGAUCUGGAAAGAGUCCUUGCCAAGGUUACCAAAGAACAAGCCAGAAAACCACUCACGAGACGUUUCAUCAUCACGGAAGGUUUGUUUGAAUCAUACGGUGAUAUGGUUGACCUGCCCAAGAUCAUUGAGCUCAAACUGAAGUACAAGUUCCGACUCAUCCUCGACGAAUCGUGGUCGUUCGGCGUCCUCGGAAGGACCGGUCGUGGUGUUACGGAGCAUCAAAAUGUUGACGCGGCCGAAGUUGACAUGAUCGUGGGCUCGCUGGCCGGCCCCUUAGUUGCGGGUGGAGGCUUCUGCGCUGGUUCGGAGGAGAUCGUUCAUCAUCAGCGCAUUUCCGCCGCUGCUUACACAUUCUCCGCGGCACUGCCUGCUCUUCUUUCGACAACUGCCAGUGCCACAAUUAAUAUCCUUCAGAAUAGCCCUGAAACGAUAUCCCAGCUGCGGGAGCAUACCAAGGCCAUGUGGGCACAGCUUGACCCCCGUAGUGACUGGGUAUACUGUACUAGUGCUCCCGAGAAUCCUAUCAUGAUUUUGGCCCUUAAGCCUGAAGUGGUUGCUGCUAAGAGACUGUCGGUUGAAGACCAGCAAUUUCUGCUGCAGGAUGUGGUGGAUGAGUGCCUUGCAAAUGGUGUCCUAAUCACCCGCCUCAAGACCCUCCUAGAUAACUUUGAGCCGAAGCAGGUCGUUUACCCAGCAUUGAAGGUCUGCGUGACGACCGGCCUGACGAAGAAGGAGAUCGAGAAAGCUGGAACCAUUAUCCGUCAUGCUAUCACGAAAGUACUGAGCAAAAAGAAGUAA
Messenger RNA from Aspergillus pseudonomiae, 6735 nucleotides. RefSeq names its product putative 1,3-beta-glucan synthase component FKS1. Lineage: Eukaryota; Fungi; Ascomycota; Eurotiomycetes; Eurotiales; Aspergillaceae. Bases 1 to 6735 code for a protein of 2244 amino acids. Gene Ontology annotation, molecular function: pyridoxal phosphate binding; 1,3-beta-D-glucan synthase activity. Gene Ontology annotation, cellular component: 1,3-beta-D-glucan synthase complex; plasma membrane. The record is from RefSeq and is a predicted model, not a curated record. The transcript has 20 exons. Gene Ontology annotation, biological process: fungal-type cell wall polysaccharide biosynthetic process; (1->3)-beta-D-glucan biosynthetic process.